CAGUGGUGCCGGCUGCAACGGCGACAAUGGCAGCGUCGGGUGCUGGUGGCGAUCAGGACGAGUUCUACCUGCGUUACUACGUGGGCCACAAGGGCAAGUUCGGGCACGAGUUCUUGGAGUUCGAGUUCCGCCCCGACGGCAAGCUCCGCUACGCCAACAAUUCCAACUACAAGAACGACACCAUGAUCCGCAAGGAGGUCUUCGUCUCCCCCGCCGUACUCCGAGAGUGCCGCCGCAUCAUCGCCGACAGCGAGAUCAUGAGGGAGGACGACAAUAACUGGCCGCCCCCGGAUCGGGUCGGCCGGCAGGAGCUGGAGAUCGUGAUGAACAACGAGCAUAUCUCCUUCACUACUUCCAAGAUCGGGUCCCUCGUCGACGUCCAGGGUAGCCAGGAUCCCGAGGGCCUUCGCGUCUUCUAUUAUCUUGUUCAGGAUCUCAAAUGCUUUGUGUUUUCCUUGAUUUCUCUGCACUUCAAGAUUAAGCCUAUUCAGUCAUAAAGUUAAAUCUCCGCAUUUCUGCUUCUCUAGACUUGGAUCUAUGCUCCAUGUCAGACUUGAGUUUUGAGGCACACUGUUGAUGAAACCUUAUCUAACCAACAACCCUUGAUGUGAGACAAUUGACCCGUAACACCUUAUUGAUUCUGUUGGUUGUACUCUUCAUAUAUGUUGUAUUUUGAAAAACUUGGUUGUGUGAGUUCAUGAAGCUUUUUUCC
Messenger RNA from Musa acuminata subsp. malaccensis (wild Malaysian banana), 712 nucleotides. Its product is annotated as protein mago nashi homolog. Gene Ontology annotation, cellular component: exon-exon junction complex; nucleus. Lineage: Eukaryota; Viridiplantae; Streptophyta; Magnoliopsida; Zingiberales; Musaceae. Gene Ontology annotation, biological process: RNA splicing. The record is from RefSeq and is a predicted model, not a curated record.